UGAAGUGUUUGAAGUUUGUAGAAAAUUGAAGUUCGACCUUUUCGAUAUACUGUGAUUUAUCGCGCAUAAAUGGCGAUGAUUCAAAUUCAAAUGCAUACGUGAUAUUAAAUAUAUAAUUCUCACGGAAAUAUCAAAUAUGUAAUGUUUUUCAAUGUAAUUCGAAUUUGACCUCGCCAGAUUGUAAAUAAAUAUGAUUGCAUUGUAACUUUAGUAUCUUCCUUAAUAUAUAUAUAGAAAUAUAUUUAAAGUACGAGAGAGUGCAAAAUCUUUUGGACAUAUAUCAGAUUUUAUUCGAAUAUCAUGAAGAUCAAUUAUAGGCAAUUGCCUGUAAAGGCGCACUAUUUCUUUUUUAUGGCAGCUAUGGGUCCUAUUUUACCUUUUCUUCCAGUUUAUGGCAAACAACUGGGUGUUUCACCAUUAAUUAUGGGCAGUAUAACUGCAAUUUUACCUCUGCUAUUUCUGAUCGCAAAACCAGCAUUCGGCUUUGUUGUAGACUAUUUUUACGCCUGGAGAAAAUUAAUAUUUAUAGCAUUGCUUGCUGUAACAAGUGGCUGUUACAUUUUGAUGUACUUUUUACCAGUAUUGCCGGGUCCGAUGCUACCAGAUCAUCAGUUUCAAAACAUCUCGUGCGCAUCCUUGCCAUUUUGCGAUAUAGAUUAUCAUGCUUCAGCAAUCAUAUCAUGUAACGGUACAAAAGAUACCAUGUGCUAUUGGACAUGCAAGGAUACAAAUUUUUCCACGCAAGUAUCUUUUUAUGCAGUUAGAGGAGAAGCAUUUAUCUCACCGGAUACUACAUGCCUAUUAAAUGUCAAUGAAACGUCACCGUGCCAAGAAAAUAUAUCAAAUAAUUGCAAUGUUACCUGUGAUAAUUUCGAGGAUACUCGUUGUCUAUAUACUUCUAUUACUUUCUGGGGAUUUGUCCUUUUAAUGUCUCUUGGCAAUAUUGGUUUUAAUGUUUCCAAUUGUAUAAGCGAUGCAGUUUGCUUUGACAUAUUGGGUGAAGGUGGACAAAUGGGAUAUGGUAGGCAACGAGUAUGGGGUACGGUCGGUUUUGGAAUUGCAGCAUUUCUAGCUGGCUACACAGUGGACUUGUGGUCGCAAGGAGAAAUCUAUAAGACUUAUACGCCAGCGUUUCUUCUUGUGCUUGCAUUUACUUCUGCUGAUUUAAUCUGCUGUAGAAAAUUGGAGCUGCCACUCAUGUCAAGUUCGACAAGUAUAUUGAAGGAUGUAUGUGCGCUUUUGAAAUUGAAACCUAUCGUUAUAUUUUUGUGUUUUGCUACCCUCGCCGGUAUUCUUGAUAGCUUCAUGAUUUACUUUUUAUUUUGGUAUUUAGAAGAUCUUGCUAUGGCAACUGGUUAUAUGGGUGAAAUUAAAUUAAUAGAGGGAUUAACUGUAGCUGCAGAAACUCUCGGUGGCGAGAUAAUAUUCUUCUCAUUAUCUGGUAAAAUAUUGAAGAAAUUUGGAUAUGGUUACACCUUUACAUUCUGCUUUGUAUGCUACGCAUUGCGUCUAGGAUUAAUAUCUCUUGUACCAACACCAUGGUGGGUGCUUCCAGUGGAAUUUUUCAUGCAGGGACCAACAUACGCGCUCUGCUACACGACAAUAGUAGCAUAUGCGAGCACGAUUUCACCACCCGGUACAUCAGCCACAGUUCAAGGAAUUGUGGCAGGGAUGGACGAUGGUUUCGGAUUUGCGGUUGGUAGUUUAAUAGGAGGUAUCUUGUACAAGAAAGUUGGUGGUGCAAUCACUUUAAGAAUAUUUUCAGCGCUUGCAGCAUUUUCUGCAUUAAUGUAUCUCAUUCUUCACAAUAUGUACUUAAAACAUAAUACACCAGACACACGAAAUAAUGUUGAAUGGAGAAAGCCUGAUGAUGCACAAAGACAUUGUGAUGUAGCAGAAACGUAAUUUUUUUAUACAAUUUUUUAUAAAUUUUCUAAAUAUAAAAAAUAAG
Messenger RNA from Nylanderia fulva, 1951 nucleotides. The record is from RefSeq and is a predicted model, not a curated record. NCBI's taxonomy places the organism in Eukaryota, Metazoa, Arthropoda, Insecta, Hymenoptera, Formicidae.